Protomyces lactucae-debilis is the source of this 921-nucleotide messenger RNA. Its product is annotated as serine racemase. NCBI's taxonomy places the organism in Eukaryota, Fungi, Ascomycota, Taphrinomycetes, Taphrinales, Protomycetaceae. The transcript has a single exon. Gene Ontology annotation, molecular function: magnesium ion binding; threonine racemase activity; ATP binding. The annotation marks the transcript as partial. The record is from RefSeq and is a predicted model, not a curated record. Gene Ontology annotation, biological process: L-serine metabolic process; D-serine biosynthetic process; pyruvate biosynthetic process.
AUGACGAGCUCCACUCUGGACGCACUCGCUUCCACGUCCACAGAACAGCGCAAACUCCUCUUCAAAUGCGAACAUCUACAACGCAUUGGUGCUUUCAAGAUUCGAGGAGCCAUGAAUGCAGUGCUCCAGCUGUCGCCCGAGCAGCUGGAGCACGGUGUGGUGACCCAUUCUUCGGGUAACCAUGCACAGGCACUUGCUCUGGCAGCGCGAGAAGCAAAAUCUAGUGCCUUUGUCGUCAUGCCAUCGACGUCGCCGCAAGUCAAGAAGGACGCGGUGGCUGGCUAUGGAGCUCAAGUCACAGAAUGCCCACCUACUCUGGCAGAUCGCGAACGCACAGCUCAGGAGAUUGUCGACCGAACAGGAGCAACGUUCAUUCACCCAUACAACGACCCGAGAGUAAUGGCAGGUCAAGGUACUCAAAUGCUGGAGCUCCUUGAACAAGCCGCCGAAUCUGGUCACGCACCGCUGGAUGCGGUUUUGGUGCCAGUUGGCGGUGGUGGUAUGUUGUCCGGUUGCGCAACUGUGGCAAAGGCCUUGUCGCCUGGUACGCGUGUCUUUGGUUGCGAACCAAUCUUGGCGGCAGAUGCAGCCGAGUCGCUCAAGACAGGCAUCAGGCAACCCCAGCGACCGCCAGUCAGCUGUGCAGAUGGACUAUUGACUGCGCUCGGCGAGAAUGGUUUUGCUGUCAUUCAGCAACAUGUUGAUGCCAUCUUUACAGUCACAGAGGAGGAGAUUAUCAGGGCAAUGAACUUUGUAUGGGAGCGAAUGAAGCAAGUCAUUGAACCAUCUGGAGCAGUUGGGGUCGCUGUUGCGCUGUACAACAAGGAAUUCAGGGCACUUCAGGGCAUCGACAAUGUUGGUGUCAUCCUUUGCGGCGGUAAUGUGCAGCUAGACCGUGCAGCUGCUUUAUUCGCCAGUCUG